Molecule: messenger RNA, 3163 nt
Organism: Octopus sinensis (East Asian common octopus)
Lineage: Eukaryota; Metazoa; Mollusca; Cephalopoda; Octopoda; Octopodidae
Product: protocadherin beta-7-like
Exons: 4
Coding region: 259-2709 (816 amino acids)
Biological process (GO): homophilic cell-cell adhesion
Cellular component (GO): plasma membrane
Molecular function (GO): calcium ion binding
Source: RefSeq, a predicted model, not a curated record
CACACAGCCAUCUGCACAUAAACCUACAGACACACACACACACAUGCAGAGCCGUUCAUACACACACAGACACACGCACACGGAGCCAUCCGCACGCACAGACACAAAGCUAACGUGAAACUGCAUCAGUGUGCAGUGUGCCGUGUGCUGUGCACAACAGAGCAUCGCUCCGACCAAAACUAGGGAUUGUCAUUCGAAACCCAUCAACAGUAACACUACAAAACGUACACCUUUGAUGAUUGAAAAUACAGGUGUGCGAUGUGCACCAGCUCUGCUGGGACCAUGUUGGCUCUUGUGAUCUUGCUGUUGUCUUCCCUGGAUAUUUGUUUUGCAAUAGACAUCACAUUCCGUGUACAAGAGGAGAAGAAUAUUGGAACGUACGUUGGAGAUGUGGCAGCUGAAUCUCAUUUCCUCGAUGGCAUGCUGUCUCAACACACCAAUCUCAUUACAUUCAAUCAACUGCAGCAGAAGCAGGCAGGGGUUUCACAACUGUUCAAUGUUUCCAAAAGAGGGGAGCUCUACACAACACAGAGACUCGAUGCAGAAUCUCUGUGCAAAUAUAAUGUUGAAUGUUUUAAAACGAUCAAAAUUGCGGUCCACAAAGACGAAGCAUUUUUAAAAAUUCUGAAAAUUAAAGUAAUUAUAGAAGAUGUAAAUGAUCAUAAACCAAAAUUUGCUGUGAAAUCUGUAAUGUUAAAGUUUUCCGAGAGAGAUGGAAUUGGGUUGAAAAUGGCAAUUCCUAAUGCUGUUGACAAAGAUGUAGGUAACUUGAAUUCUAAGAUUUCUUACCAAUUAACACGAAGAUUUAGAGAGACAUUCAAGUUAUCUGUGACGAAAAUAAUCACUGGGAGUUCUAAACUUGCCAUAAUACUUAAUGAGAAACUGGACAGAGAAGAGAAAGACAGUUACAGCCUUCAGGUAAUUGCGAGUGAUGGGGGAUCUCCCCCAAAACAAGGGGUGUUGAAUAUUGAAAUAACUGUGACAGAUGAAAAUGAUAAUGCUCCAGUAUUUACACAGAAUAUUUACAAUGUUUCUAUCAGAAGUACACAUGGCAGAUUCUUACCAAUCACUGUUCUGUCUGCUAGUGAUUUAGAUUUGGGCGAAAACGGUCAAGUUACAUAUCACAUCAGUUCUGCGACCUCUGACAUUGCCAAAUCUUAUUUUAAACUGAAUGAAGUGACAGGUGAAAUUUUCACUCAGAAAACAUUAAAUUCCGAACAAAAACAGACCUACAAGUUGUUUGUUGAAGCAAAAGAUGGAGGCAAUCCUUCGUCAAGUUCCACAGCAAUGGUUUUAAUAAAUGUAAUAAACCAACAAAAUACUGUCCCUAAGAUAGACAUUAAUUUCGUCACUGAGUUGAGAGAGAACACUGCUACCAUUUCCGAAGGGAUCAAAGUCGGCAGUUUCAUAGCUUAUGUCAGUGUUAUUGACAAUGAUGUUGGACAGAAUGGUGAGGUGGAAUGUAGCCUACACCACGAUAAGUUCAUUCUUUUAGAUUUAGGAUCAAAAGAAUAUAAAAUUACGUUAAAGAAACCUGUGGACAGAGAAACUAGGGACCACUAUGACAUCAGUAUUUCAUGUGAAGAUAAAGGAUCUCCAUCGAUGAAAACAGAGAGAAAAUUCUUCAUUCAAGUGAUGGAUGUCAAUGAUGUUCAACCACAGUUUAUGAAAGAAGUCUUUAAAUUCCUCACUUAUGAAAAUGGUAAAACUAAUUUCCCAAUUGGUUACAUCAAUGCCACUGACCCAGACCAAGACCUUUCUGGACAACUCUCCUAUCAUUUGUUGAGUAACAAUAAAGUGACCCUACCAUUCCGUAUCACAAGUUAUGGCUUUAUUUCUACAACCAGUUCCUUAGACAGAGAAAAACAGGAGCAAUAUGAGUUCCAAGUGUUUGUCAAAGACAAUGGAACUCCCUCACUGAACAACACUGCCAAUGUGGUGGUGGAGGUUUUAGACAAAAAUGACAAUGCCCCUUACUUUACCUUCCCUGGGGUGAACCCUUUCACACUCGAUGUCCAUUAUCAUCCCCAGAGUAAGAAUGAAAUCGCAGUUCUGAGGGCUUCCGACAGAGACAGCCAUUUAAAUGCUUUCCUCAGAUACAGCAUCCUCAGUGGAAAUGAUAAACUAUUAUUUGAGAUUAACCCUUACACAGGAGUGUUUGCAUUCUCUCGGACAGUUUACCAAAACGAUGCUGGAUCCUAUCAACUGGAGUUUGCUGUAAAAGACAGUGGCACUCCUGUUCUGUCAGCCACUACAACUGUCUCUUUGACACUGACCGUUAGCAACAAGACAUCUCCAGCACUGUCCACCGUCCAGUUAAAGUCUGAUAAAAUGAUCAACUUAACUUGGGUCAUUGUUAUUGUCACAUCUGCUGUGAUAGUGUCGGUGGCGAUCGUAGUGUCCAUAACUCUGUGUGUGGUCAGAUGUAACAACAACCGGAACAACCAGUAUAUCACGGAAAUCAACUCCGACCGAGAAAAAAGCCAUUAUACGUGCGUCACGAAAAAAUCGGACACGCUAAACAGGAGUUCCAACGAUAUGAUGGCCAGGAAUACUCAGUUGAUCGAAACUAAAGCCGAAUUUUAUCCUCAAUAUGAGUCACAAAGUGAAUGGACCACAUCGACCAUUGACAAAAGACCUCAGUCAGUUCUGCUGAGAGGAAGGGCUGCACCAAUGGCCUGUGGAGGGCCUUCAGGAGUAAAGGUGUAGCAAGGCUGGGUUACCAACAAGAUUCACGAAACGAUGAAGCAGUUAAUUAUACAAUGGAGGAAAAUAGUGCCGCACGGAGCAUGCAUGAAGGCCUCUACAUCACAUCACAGCUCAUACCACUAAGACAACAACAGACACAACGGAUUCUAAACGUUUCUCCUUUCUCCCAUUGACUCUUCCAAUAUAUGUUGUUAUUAUUUGGAACAUUUGUUAGUUUACAUGUUAUUGCUCGUGACCCUUCACCUCUGACCUUGCCCCACUCCUUGGGACUGACCCAUAACCUAUGACCUAUCACCCUUGACCUGUUACUUGUGAUGCGUAAAUUAUGGCCUCUAAUACUAAAAUAGCAACAUAUAUAUUCAAAACAAACCUAACCAAUUCUCCUGUGUAUGUGUAUGCAUACACACACACACACAUAUAUACGUAUGCAUUUAUAUAUUUAUGUAUAUAUAUA